Molecule: messenger RNA, 969 nt
Organism: Arachis duranensis
Lineage: Eukaryota; Viridiplantae; Streptophyta; Magnoliopsida; Fabales; Fabaceae
Product: protein LATERAL ORGAN BOUNDARIES-like
Exons: 1
Coding region: 1-969 (322 amino acids)
Source: RefSeq, a predicted model, not a curated record
AUGUCAUCGACGAAUUCGCCAUGCGCGGCCUGCAAGUUCCUUCGUCGGAAGUGCACACAAGAGUGCAUUUUCGCACCAUAUUUCCCGCCGGACAACCCACAGCGCUUCGCAAGCGUCCAUCGCGUCUUCGGCGCCAGCAACAUCGGCAAGAUCCUCAACGAUCUUAGCCCCUGCCAGCGGGAAGAUGCGGUGACGUCCCUUGCGUUCGAGGCGGAGGCGCGCCUCGACAGCCCAGUGUACGGGUGCGUCAGACACAUCGUCAUCCUCCAACAGCGCCUGCACCAAAUACAAAUGGACCUCCUCCACGCCAAGAGCGAACUCAGCGCCUACAUCAACCCACAAGGCAUUCAGGGUCCGUUCUCCCCUCAUGGAAUUCGAGGGCUACCACUUUACCCUCAAGGAAAGCCGCCGUCUUCGUCUGCGGCUCUUUUCGGCCCGCCUUACGGCCCAAAUGUUAUUCAGUCUUUGAUGCCACCAUCUUCUGUGCAGCAUAAUGGAACAAUGAAUGCUAAUGCCGACCUGGAUCCAGAGCAGCGCGAGUUGUUGGGGGCAGCACAGCAACAUGACAUGAUGGUCAGAAACUAUGAACAGCAGCAGCAGCAGCAGCAGCAGGAGUAUCUAAGAUACAAUGCUGCUACUGGGGUUAUUGAACCUGUGGCAGCUGCAAGUCCGGUUUCAGUUGUCACAGCCGACGGUGAUGGCCGUGGAAAUGGAGUUUUUGCCCAGAUGGCUGCACAUUCAGGCGGUCAAGGAGGUGAGCUGACACCUUGUUUGGGUUUGGGGACAUUUGACAGUGGUGGAACUUAUCACCAUCAGUUGCAACAAGAACCACCACAACAUGGAGGAGUAGGGGAAAAUUAUGUUGGUCUUGCAAAUCGUCAUCACUAUCCUGUUGAGGCGCAAUUCCUGCUCCCAUCACAACAACAACAGUCAGAGAGUGAGGACUGUAAGAGUGUCGGCCCUUGUUGA